AGUGUUUGGCGGCGCGUUUGUUUAGUUGCGCGCUGACAGCGAACGCGGUUGUACGGAAUUGGCGUGCGUGUCCGGAAGCGCCGCGCUGCCGGCGUUCGUCGAUUGACGUCUUCGUCGUGAACGUCGUGAACGCCGUAACGUCGCGACGUCGUAUUUUCACGUCAAGUCACGAACGCAAUCCGCUUCCCGCACGUCAUCGGGAGAGUGCGAAUCUCCCCUCCGUCCCCGUCCGUACUCGUCCGUCGUGACUCUCGUGGCUUUCGCUGUUUACUCCCGCCUCUCUCUCUCUCUCUCUCUGCCUCUCCCUCUGUCAAUCGCGUUCUCCUCAUCUGUCUCUCGCGUUUUCCCAAUUCGUCUCGUUGCUUCGCACGUGUGUGUGAUCGUCCACGUCCCGCCUCAUCUGUGCAUCAUUUGCCGCCGUCGUCGCCGACACGCUGCACCCACGCCGCCGCAACGUCCGACAUGUCCAUGCUGAACGGGUGAUGGCAGAGCGCAGAGGAUGUCACGUCGCAAGCAGAGCAACCCCAAACCGCUAAAACGGGAGGAUGAGGAAUGGAGCGACUCGGAAAAAACCCCGUCGGUAAGCAGCGGCGUGGACGGCGGCGGAUCGGCGGUGUCGAGUCCGAUUGCGCCGCCAGUCGAGGAGGACUCGAGUUUACCACCCCCUCCGAGACUCAACCUCGCGUCUUCUUCGACUAGCUCCUCCACCAGCGAGGACAUCAGGCUGCGCCUCAGUGUGUUCUCGGAAGACACGAGAAAGCGGUUGGCCAGUCUCACCGAGGACAUUGAGGCCCCCAGGAGCAUAAGAGACCGCCAUGCGUCAUCCAAAAGCGCGCGGACGCGGGAAUCGAGUCCCAUCGACAUCGACGAGGACCAGACGAUUAAGGAGAAAGAAUGCCAGCCGAGGCCGUCGUCCUCGUCGUCGUCCUCGGGAAUGAGAAAACGGGAUUCCGUGUGUCGACGAGACUCGGAGGAUUCCGUCGCAGUGAAACGAUCGGAUCUUGAACCCGCGGUGAAAAGGAUGAGGCUCGAUGACGAGGCAGCACCAAGACUGAGACUCAAUGCUAGUCUGGCGACGGAUCCCGCUCUGCGACCCGCUGCCGUCGCCGCCCUUACCGUGAAGCCCGAGAACGCCUCGCCGCCCAAUCCUACUCCACCACUUCCAGCUGGUCUUCAGAAUGCUAUCGCAUCGGGUCGUCUGUUUGUCCUACCAACUGAUGGCAAAGAAACGAUCACGGUGGAGCCGGCGAGGACUGCUUUGAUCUGCCCGCCGUGCGGCAUCCGCUUCAGCUCGGCGAGCACCCUGGAGGCUCACCGUACUUUCUACUGCGCCCACCGCCCGCGCGCCGACGAAGACACGACGAACGAUGAAGACGAAGACGGCAAGUCGGGCGGCAAGUCCGACAGCCGAAAACUGCACGGCUGUCCGCACUGCUCGUACCGCGCUGACAAAAAGGUCUCCUUGAACCGUCACAUGAGGAUGCACGCGGCCUCGCCGGUACCGCCGACAGUGCCAACAGCAGCGGCGACAACCGCGGUGACGAAUCCAAACCCGUCUGCGAGCAAUACCGCCACCGCUGGUCAGACCACCGCUCCUAAUGGCUCUCUCAACGAGGAGGCUGAGAGAUACUGUAGGAACUGCGACAUCAGGUUCAACUCCUUAAAAACGUUCAGAGCCCACAAGACGCACUAUUGCAGCACGAGACACGUGGUAAAGGACACGCUGCCAACACCGGCGACUGCACCGACAUCCUCGGUGAAAGCGUCGCCACCGACGAGCUCGAGUCCCGGUGACUCGCCACCCCCGCAAGCCUGCCUAGCGCUGCCCACCAAUCCCAUUCUCAUCGUGCCGUGCUCGUUGUUCCGCAACGCGAGCCUCCUCGCCGCACCGACACUACCGGCACCUGACACAGCGUGCCUCCUUCUGCCAAACGGUUCGCUUCAGCCAAUGACGAGAGGUCUCGCUUCCUCGACACAGAACGCCGUGGUAGAGCCGCCGGCUGUCCUAAGGGCGGCGAAUAAGCCGUCGACGCCAGCAUCGGUGGUCGCGGCGGCAUCUACGUCGCCUUCAGCCUCGGCGCCGCUCGAUCUCAGUAUCCGCAGAUCGCCGGUGCACCAGGACGAAAAGGAGAACAGGAUGUCGCCGGCGCCAUCGUCCCUACCGCCACCCCCGGGCAGUCCCAGGUCGCGGGGCAGCGGCAGUCCGAGAACGAGGUCCAUUGGACCGGCCCAGGCGGCCGCCAGCGGCACAGUCGCACCACCCCCGCCCACGGAACUCGCGCUGAGGCUCGCCGAAUUGCCGCCGCCCCCUGUCCCCGGUGUGCUGGUCAAGCAGGGUGUUUCCAGAUGCAAGGAAUGCAACAUCGUGUUCUGCCGACAUGAGAACUUUGUCGCCCACAAGAAGCACUACUGCCAGGCGAGGGAGACGACGGUGAGCAACAGUCCGCCGCCACCCGGCACACCCUCGCCGCCCCUUGUCCAGCUGAUCUGCGCCGCGUGUGGCAUCAAAUUCGCCUCCAUGGACAAUCUGGUCGCCCAUCAGGCGUUUUACUGUCCCAAGAGGCCCGAAUCGCAGGAGCAUCAUACACGGUGUUCCAAGUGCAAAGCGAUAAUAGAACCCGGCAUAAACCAUACCUGCGCAAGCGGUGCCACAGGUGGCUGGCGAUGCCCAGUUUGUGGCGCCGUAAGUCCCACGGCCGGCGCCGCCCAGCGUCACAUGGACGCCCAUCAGGGCGUCAAAGCCUUCCGGUGCACGAUCUGCCGUUACAAGGGCAACACUCUGCGCGGCAUGAGGACCCAUAUACGAAUGCAUUUUGAGAAACGCGGCACCGAUCUGCAGGAGGAGAAUUACAUCACGUGCGUGCUGGACGACGACGCGACGCUGCCGGCGCCGGAGCCCGCGGCCGCCACGACGCCCGAGGAGAUCCCCGCGGAGGUGCAGGUAAACGGCAAAACGGAGAUAAGAAAGAGCCCGCAGCCACCGCCGCCGCCCCCGCCGCCGCCGCCGCCGUCGUCGCUAGCGGUCGCCGGAAAAGUGAAGCAGGAACGCGAAGACACGCCACCGCCGGAGGAGAGCCUGGACCCCAGCAAGAGCGGGCCCCGCUACUGCCGCUCGUGCGACAUCAGCUUCAACUACCUGAGCACGUUUAUUGCCCACAAAAAGUUCUAUUGCUCCAGUCACGCCGGUGAGGCGAGCAACAACAACAACAAUAACAACAACAACAACAACGCGAGCGGCCAUCCGACGACGCCGCCGGCCGGCCGAACCGAGGCGUCGGUGCUCUAAAGCCCCAAAAACUUCGCGGGACCGCGUGAUGGGACUUGUGAUUCCUCUUGGUCGUUCGUCCCCCUCUUCCUGAAGAGCUUCCCCAUAAGGAAAAAUUUAACAUUUCAAACUCAAUCUCAAAAGAAAAAUUCUCAAGUAUGAAAUUGCAGGGACGAAAGAGGGUCCGCUCUUCGAUCCCUCUUUUAGGGGUGAUCUCGGGGGCAGAGGUGAGGACGGACUAAGGAGAAGGACUGUUAAUUGUUGCCAGUUUAUACAUAAUAAUAUAAUGAACGACUAUCGGACUAUCUUUACUACUGCGUUGACUACUAUGUUGUGUGAUUUUUGUUGAUCCAGGGAAUCGCUCGUACUUAUAAGUCGAAGGUAAUACCCACACAUGUACAUACUACAUAGGCGUGCGUGCAUGAGAGCGGGCUCGCAGGGAGUAGCGCGAGCGGAGCCGUAACUAGAUGCAGCUAGAAAAUUUAAUAUAUAAUUUACUAUGCGCGCUGCGACGCGCGGUAAAGGGGGAUUGUAACUUAACAAAGUCGAAAAAAAAGAGCUUUAAUUUUGUUGUCCGUGACAGAUCCGUGGAUAUAUCAUUUUCUCCCGUUCUCUCAUCGUUCAAGUGUCAAAUAAUGUUUAACAACGUGUAAUAAUAAUAUAUUAACGAUAUUAAUGUUAUUAACGUUAGGAUACGCAUAUAGCAUAUUAAUAUUCUUCACUUUGUGUUGUCCAUCCAUUUUUCAUUCGAAAGAAUCCAGGAAUUAAUUAAUUAUAAUAUAAAUUAAAUUAUAUUUAAACAUGUUUAUAUGUAUUUAAAGACAGAAGGAGAGAUAACAAGUUUAGUCAUUAACCCCUUGCCGUAUAAUGACGAGUCUGAUUCGCCAUAAGGUAUCCGGCCAAAAAUGAAAAUCACGAGUCAGACUUGUGAUGGGGAUUAUGAGUCAAACGUAAACACAAGACUUGUGGCUUCAUGUUUGUAUCGGAUUCUAUACCACGAGUCAGUAGCGAUUUGGCCCGCGCGCAGUGCCGACUAAUUCAUACGGCAAGGGGUUAAUCCUCUCUCUCUCUCUCUCUCUCUCUCUCUCUUCAUUUUAUUCGCAUAAUUUAACGAACGCAUAAUUUAAAUUGUGUAAAAGGAUUGUAUCCGAUUACGGCUCUGCUUGUAAGCAAUCAUCGAUCUUGACGACUGUCGCGUUGAUUUGUCGGUGUUCUAAAGAAAAAAGAAAGGAGGACAGAAAGAAAUAUAAGGUAAGGAUACUAAAAGCAAUCGACGAAACAUCGCGUUAUCCUGUAUAUAUGAAAAUUGGCGAAAAUUCAAAUAAUCGCGGAAGAAAAACGAGGGAGAGAUAGCGAUCGCGGGCUCGACGCCCGCACGAUCGGACGGUCGUUCGGUCCAGACGAAGGUGUGCAAUCUCAUGACUUUCCAAUAAUCUCGUAGCAUAGCUAAUAACUGACAUUACGUUAAGAAGCGAGUAAAACGAUGAAUGUAAAAUGUUGUAUAAUAGGAGUAGAGUAUUACGGAGCAAUGUAGUAAACGAUCCUGAUGAAUGAUACCAAUCUCAGCUUGUGAAUCUGCUAAGUUACAUUGCGCAAUGUAUAACAUUUUAUAUAUAUAUAUAUAUAUAUAUAUAUAUAUAUAUAUAAAUGGUUACACAUGCCCGCGGAGUCGCGCCCGCGUUUGCGAGUAAUAAUGCGAAUGCGUUGCUAAACAUCCAUUGCAUCUCAAACUGUUUUAGCAUGAAAUGUGAAGCUAUUAUGAAAUUCUAUUUUUACAUAAUUAGCUUUUGCAGAGACAUUUUAACGGCUUCUGGAAAUUUAUAUGAUUAAAUUUGAUAAUUUAAGUUUUUACUGUUUUAUUAAUUUUUAAGCUUUCUAAAUUCGGCUGGAAAGUAUUUUUAUUUCUAAUAACAAUUUUGUAAAAAUAUUUUAUGUUCUUGUUAUAUUUGAAUAAUAAUCAGAAAAAGAUUAGCUUUAAAUUCGUUGAACCAGACACGCUUACAAAGCUUUGCGAAAGUACCUUUUCUUUUUUUUUCUUAGGAUUUCUUGUACAUAAAUUGUAAUUCGCACGGAGAAACAAUCGCGAUUAAUAAUUUAUCUUACAAUUAUUUUUAUUCAUCAAUUACGUUGUCAUUCGGUUCUUCACCAACGCAUUCGAUCGGUAGCCCGUCGUAUACCCAAUCAAAAGCAUUGUACGUGCUCGCGGUGCGGAAGCGAGCGAGCGUCAUUGCGGGGGCGCGUGUGAAUGUAAAAAAUAAAUUAGAAUUAAGGCCAGUGUUACGUGUAUACGCAGUGUACUACUCAUAUCAAUAUGACGACGAGCUCGUUAAUUAAAAAAAAGGACGCCGGUCGUUUCAACGGCGCGAGAUCACUAGAGAUCGCGAGGAACGUUUUGCGAAGACACAAAUAAUCUCGUUACAUCGUCCGGAUUCAUCCUCUUCCCCUUUUCUUCCUCCCUCGCCAAUUUCCAGGUGAUCUUCCUUCAUCUUCGGGCCGCGAAGCGUUUUCCGUUCGUUCAUUAACGUCGCUGCGGAUCCUGAUGUGUCUUCACCGCCAACCGAUCACGUGAUCUGCAAGGUAGGGUGGAUCGCGCGAGAAAUUGCGGAUCUACUGUCGCGCGCACACGUACAUCCGAUACUUCUAAUAUUGCAGAUGCCUAGGAUCCAUUACAUGCCAUAUCUUCCUGCACGACGAAGCGACAGGACGGACCUCUCUCCUCCGGCACCACUCACACAUCCCGUAAUAUCCUUCCGAAGGUGAAGGGAAGAGAGAGGAGGAGAAGGAUCGGUCUUUCUCUCGAGAGCGAACGAGCGCAGAUCCCGUCUCCGCGUACUAGUCCGAAAUCGCGCAUGUCCCUUUCCUCCCCGAAAACUAUCGGGAAUCUAUAUGCUAAAAGAGUUUAUUACAAAUUUAUAUUAAUGGAAAUUUAAAUAUAAGAUUUAAAUUUCAGGUUUUCAAUUUCUACCAAAUUCAAUUUCUAAGAAAAAACUUGGACAAAUUUCCAAGAUUUCUCUAAGAUAAUUUCUCGCUAUCAAAUUCCGCUAACUUUUCCAUAACUUUUCCAUAUCGUGGGAAUUCAAUGAAUACAUCCGCAACUUGGGGGCACACACACAUAUAUACACACGAAGAAGUAUAUGCCAUGAUCUUCGCGAAGAGCGAAGUUCGUUGACAAUUGUGCGAUCGAUCCUACUCUUUCUUCUCUCCUUCCUUCCUCUCCUCUUCUAUAGACUUACUUCUUUUGCCGUUUUUAUUUUGAUAGACGGAUUUUACACACGAGACAUAUAUCUAUAUAGAGAAAAGUCUGUAAUAAUUAUAUAAGCGUACAAAAAUAAAAUCUUUACGCCA
Messenger RNA from Ooceraea biroi (clonal raider ant), 6610 nucleotides. RefSeq names its product Zinc finger protein ush (gene ush). NCBI's taxonomy places the organism in Eukaryota, Metazoa, Arthropoda, Insecta, Hymenoptera, Formicidae. The record is from RefSeq and is a predicted model, not a curated record. Gene Ontology annotation, biological process: positive regulation of transcription by RNA polymerase II; negative regulation of transcription by RNA polymerase II; cell differentiation. Gene Ontology annotation, molecular function: RNA polymerase II-specific DNA-binding transcription factor binding. Gene Ontology annotation, cellular component: nucleus.